Messenger RNA from Paramecium sonneborni, 1003 nucleotides. The record is from the annotation of a GenBank genome assembly. Lineage: Eukaryota; Ciliophora; Oligohymenophorea; Peniculida; Parameciidae.
AUGAUAAUUUUCAUUUUAUUCACAACAAUACUUUGCUAUAGACCAAUACCUCAAAAUCAAUACAUAAUUUUGUCUACUUCAAAAUUUUGGUUCAAUUAUAGACAAGCUAUCAAUUCUCUAUUAAUUUAUUAGUAAUUAAAAGAAUGGAGAAUAAAUGAUGAUUAAAUUUCUUUAAUGAUUCCUGAGGAUACAGCUUGUAACAGAAAAAAUAGUGUACCAGGUGUAGCUUGUGCAUAUGAUGGAUAAAGAGAGCCAAAUUUACAUAAGAAAGUAAAUUGGGAUUUUAAAAGAAAUGAUGUUAAUAUUAAAUAUUGGAUAGAUGUUAUGCGUAAUAAAUAUAAUAGAUAUGUAAUAUAAAUUAUUUUAUUAAGACACCAUAAUCAAGAAGAUUAACAUUAUCAAAAGAGUAAAAACUUUUAAUGUUUAUGAAUGGACAUGGUGGAGAUGGAUAUACUAAAAUGUAGGAUACAACAUAUUUAUUGGAUUUUGAAAUGGAAAAAAUUACAAAAGAAAUGGAAUUUUUAGAACUUUAUUCAGAAGCCUUUUUAAUAUCUGAUUCUUGUGGAGCAAUAACAUUAUUUGAAACAGUGAAAGCUAAAAAUAUGAUAUUAUUAGGAUCAAGCUCUUUAGGAGAAAAAGCAUAUUCUCAUGGAAGAUGUUCACUUUUAUAGAUUCCCAAGACAGAUAAAUUUUCUUUAACAACUCAUAAUUGGUUAAGAAAAGAAUUAGAUAAAAGACCAAAUUUAACUCUUCUUGAUUAAAUUAACUAAUACGAUUAUUCAUAUCACAAAGCUAAUUCAAAAUUAAUUAUUAAUAUGGAAAAAAAAGAGGCUAAAGAUGUAAAAUAAUAAUUAAAAUAUUUUAGAUUAAAGCAGCAGAUUUUUGGAAACCAAAACAACCCACAUUUAAUUAUUUCAUUUUAAGAAAUGAUUAAGAUAUUUUAGCUUAAUAAGAGUUUUUAGAAUUGAUGAAGGCAUGAUUUUUAUUAUUAUUUUAUGUGCAA